Molecule: messenger RNA, 2475 nt
Organism: Abrus precatorius (Indian licorice)
Lineage: Eukaryota; Viridiplantae; Streptophyta; Magnoliopsida; Fabales; Fabaceae
Product: kinesin-like protein KIN-UB
Exons: 19
Coding region: 16-2475 (819 amino acids)
Biological process (GO): microtubule-based movement
Molecular function (GO): microtubule motor activity; ATP binding; microtubule binding
Source: RefSeq, a predicted model, not a curated record
CGAAAUACUGAGGAAAUGGUGGCUGAUGCUGAUUUUGGUGACUCUGUUGAAUUACAACCAGAGCUUAAAAGACUGAAACUUCGGAGAAACAAUUGGGAUUCAGACACUUAUGAAUUUGAUGAAGUGCUUACUGAGUUUGCAUCACAGAAACGUGUUUAUGAAGUUGUAGCUAAGCCAGUUGUUGAGAGUGUUCUUGAUGGUUAUAAUGGAACUGUAAUGACUUAUGGUCAAACUGGAACGGGGAAAACUUUUACUCUUGGACAAUUGGGGGAGGAAGACACCUCUGAUCGUGGUAUCAUGGUUCGUUCCAUGGAGGAUAUCUUAGGUGACUUAUCUCCAGAAACUGAUUUGGUCACUGUCUCAUAUCUGCAGCUUUACAUGGAGACUCUCCAGGACUUACUUAAUCCAGCAAAUGAUAAUAUUCCCAUCUUGGAAGAUCCAAGAACUGGUGAUGUGUCUUUGCCUGGGGCAACUCUUGUGGAAAUCAGGGAUCAGCAAAGCUUCUUGGAGUUGCUAAGAGUUGGAGAAGCUAAUCGAGUUGCUGCCAACACAAAGUUGAAUACUGAAUCUUCUCGUAGUCAUGCUAUACUGACGGUACAUAUUAAGAGGUUUGCUGUGGAUAGUGAAGAUAUUGUUUCUACUGAAAAUAAUGAUGCCUCUCACUGGACUAAACCUUCAAAACCACUUGUUCGAAAGAGCAAGCUGGUUGUGGUAGAUUUGGCCGGAUCUGAGCGUAUUCACAAGUCAGGAAGUGAGGGGCACAUGCUAGAGGAAGCUAAAUCCAUCAAUCUUUCACUUAGUGCACUAGGAAAAUGUAUUAAUGCUCUAGCAGAAAACAAUACUCAUGUUCCAUUUCGGGAUUCAAAGCUUACUAGAUUGCUUAGAGAUUCAUUUGGGGGAACAGCGAGGACUUCAUUGAUUGUUACUAUUGGCCCUUCUCCACGUCAUCGAGGAGAGACUUCUAGUACCAUCUUGUUUGGCCAAAGGGCUAUGAAAGUUGAGAAUAUGCUGAAAAUAAAGGAGGAGUUUGAUUAUAAAAGUUUGUCUCGGAGGCAAGAGGUACAAUUAGAUAAGCUUAUUGCGGAAAAUGAAAGGCAGCAGAAGGCUUUUGAAGAUGAAGUUGAAAGAAUAAAUUUGGAAGCACAAAGCCGAGUUGCUGAGGUUGAAAGGAAAUUUUCAGAUGCGUUAGAGAAAGAGAGACUGAAAUGCCAGAUGGAGUACAUGGCAUCAGUUAGGCAGCUGGAGCAGAAGUUGGUUUCAAGUGGAGAAAGACAUGGCUGCAAUUGGCUUGUGGAUGGAAUAAGAUCUGCAAAUGAAUUUGCUGAGGUCAAAAAGCUGUUUGAAAAUGAAAGCGUUAAGAGAAAAGCAGCUGAAGCAGAGGUACAAAAUCUAAAAAGUCUGCUGGAGAAAUAUACUCGAACAGAGACAGGAGGGGAUACAGAGAUGAUAAAGCUUAACAGCAUUCUGAAGGAUGGGGCUAAUCAGGAAAAGAAACUUGAAGAAGAAAUAAUAAUAUUAAGUAGUCAAUUAUUGCAAUUGAACUUUGAAGCUGAUCAGAUGAGAAGAUGUUUAGAAAGUGAAAGCUCUGUAAAUGCAUCCCCUGCUAUGGAUUCUUCCAUGUCUCAAGUUAGGCAUUCUCAACACAAAUACACUGGGAAUGGUCAGAAGGCAUCUUUUGCUGCACUCUUUGAGCAAGUUGGGUUGCAAAAGAUUUUGUCUUUGCUGGAGUCUGAUGAUGCCAAUGUACGAAUUCAUGCUGUUAAAGUGGUGGCCAACCUAGCAGCAGAAGAGGCAAAUCAAAAAAGUAUUGUUGAAGCUGGUGGUCUUACUUCCUUGUUGAUGCUUCUUAGAAGAUAUGAUGAUGAAACUGUCCGCAGAGUGGCAGCAGGGGCAAUUGCCAAUCUUGCCAUGAAUGAAGCCAAUCAAGAACUUAUAAUGGCUGAAGGGGGAGUCACUUUGUUAGCAAUAGCUGCAUCUGAUGCUGAAGAACCUCAAACUCUUCGAAUGGUUGCUGGUGCCAUAGCUAACCUAUGUGGAAAUGAUAAAAUAUUAAUGAAGCUGAGAUCCCAGGGAGCUAUCAAGGCCAUACUGGGAAUUGUAAGAUGUGGACAUCCUGAUGUUCUUUCCCAAGUUGCACGAGGAAUUGCCAAUUUUGCCAAAUGCGAGUCUCGAGCUUCCAAUCAAGGGAUAAAAAGUGGUAGGUCUUUUCUGAUAGAAGAUGGCGCACUUCCAUGGAUAGUACAGAAUGCUAAUAAUGAAGCUACACCAAUCAGGCGUCACAUUGAACUUGCACUGUGCCACUUAGCACAGCAUGAAGUAAAUGCAAAAGAUAUGAUCAGUGGAGGUGCCCUUUGGGAGCUUGUCCGAAUUUCGAGAGAUUGUACACGAGAGGACAUAAGGAAUCUUGCUCGUGGGACUCUCGGUUCUAUCCUGCCUUUCAAAUCUGAAUUACGGCGUUUACGUAUAGACUAUUGA